AGAAACCGUACAAUGGAUGAUGAGGCAGGCUGAGAUGCUAGCGGCGCGAUACCAGACGCCUCGCCCAACACAGCGACCUUCGAGAACCCUUCUGCAGCCGACGUCCCUGACUGCGGUAUUUCUUCUCCCUUCACACCACCCACCAGCACUCAAUCAAACUCCGCCUCUCCUACAGCUCAAAACCCCUCGCCUGUGCCUACUCAACGCAUCCCUUACGCCCGUCCUCGCACCGCAUACGCGGCACCCCUCCGCCCACAAUCCUUACACGCUGUGCACGCCCAUCUUGGCACCGCGGCCAGCCCCAAUUCCUAAGCCCCACGUGCCCCCCAUCUCUCUCUCCUGUUCGUCAAAGUCCCGCCAAGAGCAGCGGAAACAAGCCUUCUUGGCGGUGCACGGGCGUGGAAGCGCGUGGGGUCCUGGGAAAGUACGACUGCGCGUGCAUGCGCGCACGCGGCGCGGCAACGUGGUUCUGGGUGCUGUAAGGUGGGUAUUGGUGGAGGCGGGUGCGCCGAUGGGAUGGUGAGCUUGCGUGUAAGUAUCCACCUUGGUGUGUCUCGGUGGUGCUGUGUC
Molecule: messenger RNA, 570 nt
Organism: Paraphaeosphaeria sporulosa
Lineage: Eukaryota; Fungi; Ascomycota; Dothideomycetes; Pleosporales; Didymosphaeriaceae
Exons: 1
Coding region: 17-523 (168 amino acids)
Source: RefSeq, a predicted model, not a curated record